GCUGGGGCUGGGGGUUCCUGUUGAAGCUAAAAUCCCCAUCUUCUUGCCCAGGGCUUCCUCUUUACAUCCUCCCUUCCUCCUUGGGAUAUAGAAAAGAAGCUCUCUCCAACUUGGGUGACAGGAUCUGCCAUGCCUGCAUCUCCAAUCACAACUUCCUUGAGCACUGGCAAUUGUUUUUCCAAUGGGUGCAUCACCUGCGGUCCUGAAAUGACAGGACGCUGCUUUGGCCCCAGCAUCUGCUGCGGAGAAGAAUUUGGCUGCCUCUUUGACACCCCAGAAACAGCACGCUGCCUGGAGGAAAAUGACCUGCCUGACCCCUGCGCGUCCGGCUGGAAGUGGUGCGGUGAUGAAGGGAGAUGUGCAGUCCAAGGCACAUGCUGCGGUCUCGAGAGCUGCACCGAUGAUGCAGAGUGCGUGCGUCCCUGAAGCCAAUGCGUACGCAGCCCCCAGAACAUCGGUUUUCCAACUUUUAUUUCAGAACGCCCUCAGAAAAAGAAGAAUUUGAAGAACAGGGGUCUGCAAGGUUUACCUUGCCUGGACCGGUUCACUCCAGCAGAGGUCUCUCCUUGCACCGGUUCAUGAGCGUGCGUGCCCAUGAUUUCUGGCACCCUCAGAAAAAGAAGAAACUAAAGAAUAUCCUAAAUAGCAUAAAGAAGACAUAAAAAUUGGGAGACCAAG
Molecule: messenger RNA, 678 nt
Organism: Zootoca vivipara (common lizard)
Lineage: Eukaryota; Metazoa; Chordata; Lepidosauria; Squamata; Lacertidae
Product: neurophysin 2-like
Cellular component (GO): extracellular region; secretory granule
Molecular function (GO): neurohypophyseal hormone activity
Source: RefSeq, a predicted model, not a curated record